UCUAUACACGGUUGUAGAUAAUAUAUUUAUAGCCGUGGGUCUAUAUUCUAUCUAUAUUUUAUACAUGCUAUUAUUCAUUAUACAUAUUAGUAUUAGAAAGGUGGAUUGAUCAAUCCACAUUGAGUAUUAUUUACACGAAGUUUUGUAUUUAUAAAAAAAAGUUACAAAAUAUACAAUUUUGAAAAUGGAGUCAAAUAGUGGAACGGGUACAGUGUCGAGUAUCAAGAUAGAAGAUGAAUCGGAUGAUGGUGUUUACAUAAGGCCAUCUAAAAAAAAAAUAAUGACAUCACAAAUUGUAACUAACGAUGAACUAACUAAUUUGAUUCAAGAACGCUUAGCAAAUAGACGCACUGGUGAACGCACAGAAUUUGCUAAUCAAUUGGCUAGAAAACUAAUUAAAAAGCUUCAUGACAAAGAUGAAAAAAUUAGAAAGAUAAAAGGAAAAAAAAGGAGAGGUGUUGUGGCUGAAAUCAAAGAUGAAAAAAGUGGACAUUUAAAUAUGAAAAUAGUUAAGGAAGACAUAAAUUUAGACUCAGAUUCAUUGGUUGAUUCUGAUUCUAUUGAUUCACCAGAGCCUAUUCUUCCAAAAAAAUCUGCCAAGAGAAAGAAAAAAGAAACUUCAAAAAUGACGGGUAAAGAAAUAGCAAUGACUAUUUUGAAUUGCAAACAGAUUGUAGAAGGCAUAAAAGGCACCUCUAUUGAUAAGAAAGUAGCUAUCAAAUUUACCUCAACAUUGAAGUCUCGUCUAGCCAACAAGUUGAAGAAAAAUUCAAACGUUGCUAAAUAACUAGGAUAUUAGCAUAAUUUAUAGUUUAUCUAUUUAUAUUAGUAAAAAAAUUCAAGAUAAAAAUGGCCAAAGAAAAUUAUUUUAAAAUUUAAACAAUAGUCGAUUAAUUAAAGUAAAACAUACAUAUAACUGUUAAAAUGUUAAAAUACAUUCAAUAAGAAUUAAUGUUUAAUGUUUUUAAUUUAAGACAUCAGUUUUAGCUAGAGGUAAAUUAUAUUCUUUAAUGUAAAAAAAUGUAAUGCAUUUGUUGUUUAGAAUUUAUCGUGAGUUUUUAUUUUUCAUACGGAUAAUACACACUACAACUUUAAAUAAAUAUUAUUUUAGGUUAAUUUGUAGUGUAUUAUAGAAUUUAUAAAAAUGGGUUUACCUUUUUUUGAUCUGUAUCUCAAAACAAACCGUUUUUUCAUAAAACUACAAUCCACAGAUGUUAUUAAAACCUACAUUUAUAUGAUUCUUUAUUCUCCGCACAUGCAUCAAAUAUAUGGCCAGCUUUGAAUUUUUUAUAGUGGAAUAUUAUAUUAUAUAGAGUGUAAAAUAUACAGAUUAUUAUUUAAAGUAUUAAUGAGUAAUGACCACAUUAAGUAUACUGUACAAACAAUCAUCUUGGGUGAUAACACAGUUUCAAGUUGGAUGGAUGAAUAUCAUAUUAUUGUUGAUAGGAAUAACUAGAAUUAAGAGUUCAUCACACAUUUCAUAGAUAAUAAUUUUAUUGACAUUGUUUGAUCAAAUUAUGUUGUUAUGCAUGAAGCAUAGCUUUUACCUAGGUUUAACAUUUUAAGUUGAGUUACAUAAGCAAGAAGACCAUUAAAACUUAAUUGACUUGCAGCUAAUUCUUACAUACAUACUAUAUUUAAAGAAACAUUAUUACUUAAAAUUUUUUAUUUUAUUUGUAUAGUUUUAUGUAUAAUAUUGAUUCAUUUUCUUUGGCUUAUUAUACUGUCAUUAACUCAUUCACUAGUUUAUAACAUUAUAUGCACUAACAUGUUGAAUAUCAUUGUAAAGGAAAAAGAUAUAGUAAUACAACUAUGAUAAGUUUGUUCCUUAAUAUUAAUAAAAACCUUUAAAAGCUAGUUUUUGAGGAUUUGAGGAUUGAAAAUUGGGUAUGAUAAUCCUUUGUAUCGUUCCUUUUAUUUUGCUUGUUCAGUUUCCAUUUUUGUUAUACAAUUAUUAUCAUUAAAACAAAUAUUUCACAUUAUUUAUAUUUAUAACUAAGUAGUAAUAAUAUAUAAUAUUAGUAUUUUUAUCUUAAGAUUACUAUCUAAUAAAAAAUUAUGUAAUUAGUAUUGUACACUUCUCAUUCUAUGAAUUGUCU
Molecule: messenger RNA, 2099 nt
Organism: Adelges cooleyi (spruce gall adelgid)
Lineage: Eukaryota; Metazoa; Arthropoda; Insecta; Hemiptera; Adelgidae
Exons: 7
Coding region: 185-787 (200 amino acids)
Source: RefSeq, a predicted model, not a curated record